Molecule: messenger RNA, 1459 nt
Organism: Brassica napus (rape)
Lineage: Eukaryota; Viridiplantae; Streptophyta; Magnoliopsida; Brassicales; Brassicaceae
Product: gibberellic acid methyltransferase 1-like
Exons: 3
Coding region: 103-1233 (376 amino acids)
Biological process (GO): methylation
Molecular function (GO): S-adenosylmethionine-dependent methyltransferase activity
Source: RefSeq, a predicted model, not a curated record
CUCAUGCAUUUUCAUUAAGACCAAAUAGAGAUUCCUCCUUCCUACUUAAUAGUGGUUAUUAACGUCAACAACAAAAACUUCUUAGCCAUUUCACCAUUAACUAUGGAUAAUUCCAUGAGCCUCGAGUCAUUGCUCUCCAUGCAAGGCGGAGACGGUGACGUCAGCUUCGACAAAAACAGCUUCGGUGCGGCCGCAGCGAUAGCCUCGAGCGAACAAAUGCUGACGUCAGCCAUCCACUCCAUGGAGCUCACCCAAGGAGUUCACAUACAGAUUGCCAAUUUAGGCAUCGGAGACGGAGGCCACACGUUUUCCAUGGUGGACACGGUAGUUGAGGUGUUACGGCGGAAGCUGGCCGUGAUUAACGGCGGAACCGAGCCAGAGUUUGAAGUCUACUUCUCCGACCUGCGCCUUUCGAAUAGAUUCUUCUCGUCGUUUCGACCGUUGGAAGACAGAGUUAACGACUGGGGGAAGAAGUACUACACCUAUGGCACUUCCCUCCCGUUCUAUAUGAGGCUGUUUCCAAAAGGAGAGCUCCAUGUUGUUGUGACCACGAGUGCCUUACAAUGGCUCUCUCUGAUACCGAGAAAGGUGAUGGAGAAAGGAUCGAAAACAUGGAAUAAGGGAAGGGCGUGGAUUCAAGGAGCAGAGCGAGAAGUUGUGGAGGCAUACGCGGAGCAGUCACACAAAGACUUAGUCGAGUUCUUGAAAUGUCGGAAAGAAGAAAUUGUGGUAGGAGGAAUGUUGUUUAUGUUAAUGGCUGGUCGACCUUCUGGCUUAGAGAGUCAAGUCAGUGAUGACUCCCGUCUCAAGCUUAUUUUCACAACUUUGAUGGAUCAAGCAUGGCAAGAUCUAGUAGAUGAGGGUUCAAUAGAAGAGGAUAGACGGGAUGCUUUCAACAUUCCGUUGUACCUUAGAAACACUGAGGAAGUCACGGCUGCGAUAGAAAGUUGUGGUGGUUUCAAGAUAGAGAAGAUGGAGUUACUGAAAAUAGCUGACCCUAUGAAUGCUAGACAACAAGAGUUUAUUAAAGAUCCGGAUUCUUACGGUCGAGCCAUGGCUAAUUUGGUGCAAGCUGCUCAAAUAAAGCGAAAGGUUGAGGCCUAUCUCGGUCCUGACCUGACCAACACGUUUUACGAACGGUAUGCAGUUCGAGCUGCUAACAACAAAGAAUUUCUCACGAAGAAUUCUUUCUAUUCUAUGAUCGCUGUUUCAGCGAUUCGGGUUUGGUAUUAAUACACAUAUGCUUAUGUCUACAACAUCGUUUGACGGAUGCUAGCUGAAAUAAGUGAUUAGUAGACUGAAACCAUAUUGUAUUUCAGAUAUAUUAUAGUGUUGUCCUUUACUUUAUCACUCUACACUAUGCAUUGAUGCAAACAGCGGGAUAUGUAAUGUAAUAAAUCGGCAAACCCUCACACUAAUUCUAAUAAUAAUCCAACUAUCCAAUAGUUUCUAAUAAUAA